Molecule: messenger RNA, 892 nt
Organism: Pseudopipra pipra
Lineage: Eukaryota; Metazoa; Chordata; Aves; Passeriformes; Pipridae
Gene: CPLANE2
Product: ciliogenesis and planar polarity effector complex subunit 2
Exons: 5
Coding region: 1-807 (268 amino acids)
Molecular function (GO): GTP binding; GTPase activity
Source: RefSeq, a predicted model, not a curated record
AUGGCAGAGCGGGAUUCCCAGGAUCCGCAGGAUUCCCAGGAUCCGCGGCAUUCCCAGGAUCCGCGGCAUUCCCCGCUGGAGCGGGGCUGGCUCCUGUCGCCCCCCGGCCGCCCCUACCUGGAGUCGCUGCUGCAGCGGAACCGGCGGCGGGUGUUCGGGCUGCUGGAGCGGCCGGCGCUGCCGCCCCCCCUGGCCGUGCCCACCCUGCCCUACAAACUGUUCCUGGUGGGAAGAAGCGGCGUCGGGAAAAGCACCCUGGUGGCGGCGCUGGCCGGGACCCCCCGGACCCCCGGGACCGCCGCGACCCCCGCGCACCACGAGACCCUCGGGAUCGAGGCCACCACGGUGUUCUGGCCGGCCCAGCCCCGGGGCAGCGCCCGGCCCGUCCUCUUCCAGCUGCACUUCUGGGACUGCGGGGACGGAGCCCUGAGGAAAUUUGAGCACCUGCUGCCCGCGUGUCGGGAGGAGCUGGACGCCGUCCUGGUGCUGUUCUCCUUCACCGACCGCGCGUCCUUCGAGGAGCUGCCGGCGCAGCUGAGCCGCCUCUCGGGGCAGGGGCUCGUCACCGUGGUCAUGGGCACCAAGUCCGACCUGUCCCCGCACGCGGCCGUGACCGAGCGGGACGUGCGGGCUCUCGAGGCCGCGCGGGGGCUGCGGGUGCUGCGCGCGGGGGCGGCCCCGGGGGGGGCGCGGGCCGGGCUGGAACGGGCGGCCCCGAUCCUCGAUUCCCUGGCGGAGCAGCUCUGGAAAAGGGACCAGGUCGCCGCCGGGGUGGCCCGGGGGGAGGAGGGGACCCCCCCCAGCUGAUUCCCCUGUCAGGGGGCGGCUCCGGGGGGAGGCGGAAGGAGAAAAGGUGCUUUUUGAGUAAAAUCUGUGUUUUCUAUGAAAAAUA